AUGGAUGUUAUGGACAACAACAACAAAAACAACAACACAUACACUGACUACCCGAACAACGCCAGCAUCUACAACACAGCGGGCUGGCUAGUUGCACUUUUAACCAUCGCCAUCUUUGGGAUCAUCCUCGUCGUCGUCUUCAUCAUCUUCCUAAUCGUUAAAAUUCGGAAAGAGUCUAAAAUCCGGAAAUGGUUUUGCAUUGGACCGUGCUACGCGGGAAUGUUCGCAGCUAUCCUGGUCAAAAUCCUCAUCAUCCUCCUACCAGAUCGCAUGCAUAUCUCCCUCCAAAUCCUCAUUUACUCACUAUCUCUCUCCAUCCAAGUCAUCAUCGAUAUUCAGUGGCUGAUAGCGAUACCGCCGAGUGUCGGGUAUUACUAUGCCGUUCCCCAUUACAUCACGGUGGAUCACUAUGGCAACGUGUUGAGGAGUAGAGCAGGUGGUAGCGACGACGGUGGUAAGAUGUUCUAUCCUCAGUACUGCGAGCCCGGGUUCGAUUCCCACAUAAAGUCGCUCGUUUAUGUUAUGCUGCUUAUUGGGCUGUGCUCUGUUUUAGUGGCUCUAUCAUUCAAAUACAACCAAUCAAAGAGCGCCGACAACAUUCCACUCGCCAUUUCCUGUUUCGGGACUAUCGCCAUCUGGAUAAUGUGGACGAUAAUCGGAGCAGCGGGAAACCCACCGGAAACGUACGAAACUUCCGGUUUCGCUUUUGGCCUCCUCAUCACAGCAUUUUUCAUACUGAUAACUUUAUUCGGACCGAAACUAUUCGAGUUAUAUAAUCUUAAAUGUUUCAUAGAAAAUGGCGACAAAAAUUUGGCGCGAAGGUAUGUACUUCCGUCUGUCGGGUGGAUGUACGAGGAGGGCAGUGUGAGUGGAAAGGAGAGUGGACGCGUUGGGGAGCGUGGGGGCAGUAGGGGGUCUACCAGAUUUAUCGAUGGAGAUAGUGCUUCUGUGGUUAGUGUCAGGUCUAAACGCGAAUACGACAAUCAGGUAUUUGUAGAUCCGGACAAUCUGAAAGAGGCAACUGCCCUAAGGAGCAGCAGAUUAACGAGGCCCGAAUCUAACAUGCCCACGGCUAAUGGUGUAAUCAUGGAGAUUGUGAACUCGCAACAUAUGGUUCUUAAAAAUAAUAAUAAUAAUUUUGCCGACCAGUUCAACAGAAGACAAACAAACCGGUUGAGCAAUAAUAAUAAUAAUAACAAUAACAACAACAAUAAUAAUAAUAACAAUAAUAAUAAUAAUCCUAAUAUAGCCAUUGUCUACCUCAACAAAUUUCCGACGCAAUUAAACAGUAAUAUAAACAACAGUAACGAGUAUAGUACAAAUACUACUACUGCUGCUACCACUACUACUGCCACUACUACUGCCACUAAUACUACUAAUACUACUACAAAGUAUAAUAAUAAUAAUAAUAAUAACAAUAGUAUUAGAAACCACACCAACAACAACAAAACAGUCAAUACAAGUUACAGAAAAACUACUAAUAUUAAUAAUGGUAAUAAUGAUAAUAAUAAUAAUUACAAUGAUAAUAAACGGAUGGUGAUAGAUAGGGGCCCAUCUAGGUACACUCCACGAAAGGUGCCAAUGAUUGGCCCUGGCUCUCCAAGGGCCCCAUAUUUACUGGUUUUAUGACAGAUGGGUCAACAGAUGAAGGAGAAAACAACGGAAGAAUCGUUAUUUCGCAACUGGCCAAUCAAUUUGUUUUAAAUUCCGCAAAUUUAAUUAACAUAAUUAAUUAUAAUUAAUUCACAAAUUAUACGUUAAUUAAUAAAUAUAAGUAGUUACUAUAUCCUUUUUAUUAAAGAAAAUCUUCUUUCAAUGAUAAUAAAGAUGAUUGAGAAGUGAUGAAA
Helobdella robusta is the source of this 1847-nucleotide messenger RNA. RefSeq lists its product as hypothetical. The record is from RefSeq and is a predicted model, not a curated record. Gene Ontology annotation, molecular function: G protein-coupled receptor activity. Gene Ontology annotation, cellular component: membrane. NCBI's taxonomy places the organism in Eukaryota, Metazoa, Annelida, Clitellata, Rhynchobdellida, Glossiphoniidae. Gene Ontology annotation, biological process: G protein-coupled receptor signaling pathway. The transcript is spliced from 6 exons. Bases 1 to 1629 code for a protein of 542 amino acids.